Messenger RNA from Onthophagus taurus, 721 nucleotides. The record is from RefSeq and is a predicted model, not a curated record. NCBI's taxonomy places the organism in Eukaryota, Metazoa, Arthropoda, Insecta, Coleoptera, Scarabaeidae.
GGACUCUUUUCGUAAGUGGCUUACCAAUGGAUGCGAAACCAAGGGAGUUAUAUCUUUUAUUCAGAGCAUAUGAGGGAUAUGAAGGAUCUUUGUUAAAAGUGACGAGUAAAAAUGGAAAAACUGCUUCUCCUGUUGGUUUCGUUACUUUUAAUACAAGGGCUGGUGCAGAAGCAGCUAAGCAAGAUCUCCAGCAGGGCGUAAGGUUUGACCCCGACAUGCCUCAGACGAUCCGGCUGGAGUUUGCUAAAAGUAACACGAAGGUUAGCAAGCCCAAACAGCAAGCCGCUAACGCAGCCAACACGCACCCAACUCUGAUGCACCCCCUCACAGGACAUUUGGGAGCACCAUUCUUCCCAGGAGGACCGGAAAUAUGGCACCAUCCAUUGGCUUAUUCCGCAGCGGCUGCAGAACUCCCUGGGGCAGCCCUUCAACAUGCAACCCUCGUCCAUCCGGCACUACACCCUCAAGUGCCCCCACCAAUGUCGUUACCACACCCAACGGCUUUAACAUCGGUCCAUGCGGCUUCUUUGCCGCAUUUCCUGCCGAGUCCUGCUUUAGCAUCGCCUGUGGGUUCGAGUUCAUCCCAGCCAGGUUUGGGGAUGAGUAAUCCGCCCUGCUCGACGCUUUUCGUCGCCAAUUUGGGCCAAUUCGUGUCUGAACACGAACUGAAGGAGAUCUUCGGCAGGUAAGUCAUUGUUUUAUUGAUCCGAGUUCGAUAUAU